This is a messenger RNA of Cercocebus atys (sooty mangabey), 7233 nucleotides long. It is a transcript of the gene CEMIP, whose product is annotated as cell migration inducing protein, hyaluronan binding. The transcript is spliced from 29 exons. The record is from RefSeq and is a predicted model, not a curated record. Bases 300 to 4385 code for a protein of 1361 amino acids. NCBI's taxonomy places the organism in Eukaryota, Metazoa, Chordata, Mammalia, Primates, Cercopithecidae.
AAGUGACUAUAAAAGCGGCAGCUCCGGCUGACGACCGGAGAGCUGGCGCGCAAGCAGAGCCCAGCGCGGUGCAAACGGACCGAGCCUGGCGAGCGCAAGCGGCGCGAGGAGCCAGCGGAGCUGAGUGCGGCCAGGAUCUGAACCCCGAUUUCCCAGACGAGCUACCACUUCGCUUGCCCACGCCCCGGGUGCUCGCGGCGCCUGGCGAUCAGCGACCAGACGCCCGGGGCCGCUGCGCUCCUGGCCCGCGAGGCUUGACACUGUCUCGGCCACCGACCCAGAGGGAGCACGCUGCCAGGAUGGGAGCUGCUGGGAGGCAGGACUUCUCCUUCAAGGCUAUGCUGACAAUCAGCUGGCUUACACUGACCUGCUUCCCUGGGGCCACAUCCACAGUGGCUGCUGGGUGCCCUGACCAGAGCCCUGAGUUGCAACCCUGGAACCCUGGCCAUGACCAAGACAACCAUGUGCAUAUCAGCCAGGGCAAGACACUGCUGCUCACCUCUUCUGCCACAGUCUAUUCCAUCCACAUCUCAGAGGGAGGCAAGCUAGUCAUUAAAGACCACAAUGAGCCAAUUGUUUUGCGAACCCGGCACAUCCUGAUUGACAACGGAGGAGAGCUGCAUGCUGGGAGUGCCCUCUGCCCUUUCCAGGGCAAUUUCACCAUCAUUUUGUAUGGAAGGGCUGAUGAAGGUAUUCAGCCAGAUCCUUACUAUGGUCUGAAAUACAUUGGGGUCGGUAGAGGAGGCACUCUUGAGUUGCAUGGACAGAAAAAGCUCUCCUGGACAUUUCUGAACAAGACCCUUCACCCAGGUGGCAUGGCAGAAGGAGGCUAUUUUUUUGAAAGAAGCUGGGGCCACCGUGGAGUUAUUGUUCACGUCAUCGACCCCAAAUCAGGCACAGUCAUCCAUUCUGACCGGUUUGACACCUAUAGAUCCAAGAAAGAGAGUGAACGUCUGGUCCAGUAUUUGAACGCGGUGCCCGAUGGCAGGAUCCUUUCUGUUGCAGUGAAUGAUGAAGGUUCUCGAAAUCUGGAUGACAUGGCCAGGAAGGCAAUGACCAAAUUGGGAAGCAAACACUUCCUGCACCUUGGAUUUAGACACCCUUGGAGUUUUCUAACUGUGAAAGGAAAUCCAUCUUCUUCAGUGGAAGACCAUAUUGAAUAUCAUGGACAUCGAGGCUCUGCUGCUGCCCGGGUAUUCAAAUUGUUCCAGACCGAGCAUGGAGAAUAUUUCAAUGUUUCUUUGUCCAGCGAGUGGGUUCAAGAUGUGGAGUGGACGGAGUGGUUCGAUCAUGAUAAAGCAUCUCAGACUAAAGGUGGGGAUAAAAUUUCAGACCUCUGGAAAGCUCACCCAGGAAAAAUCUGCAAUCGUCCCAUUGAUAUACAGGCCACUACAAUGGAUGGAGUUAACCUCAGCACCGAGGUUGUCUACAAAAAAGGCCAGGAUUAUAGGUUUGCUUGCUAUGACCGGGGCAGAGCCUGCCGGAGCUACCGUGUACGGUUCCUCUGUGGGAAGCCUGUGAGGCCCAAACUCACAGUCACCAUUGACACCAAUGUGAACAGCACCAUUCUGAACCUGGAGGAUAAUGUACAGUCAUGGAAGCCUGGAGAUACCUUGGUCAUUGCCAGUACUGAUUACUCCAUGUACCAGGCAGAAGAGUUCCAGGUUCUUCCCUGCAGAUCCUGCGCUCCCAACCAGGUCAAAGUGGCAGGGAAACCAAUGUACCUGCACAUCGGGGAGGAGAUAGAUGGCGUGGACAUGCGGGCAGAGGUUGGGCUUCUGAGCCGGAACAUAAUAGUGAUGGGGGAGAUGGAGGACAAAUGCUACCCCUACAGAAACCACAUCUGCAAUUUCUUUGACUUCGAUACCUUUGGGGGCCACAUCAAGUUUGCUCUGGGAUUUAAGGCAGCACACCUGGAGGGCAUGGAGCUGAAGCAUAUGGGACAGCAGCUGAUUGGUCAGUACCCGAUUCACUUCCAUCUGGCCGGUGAUGUAGAUGAAAGGGGAGGCUAUAACCCACCCACAUACAUCAGGGACCUCUCCAUCCAUCAUACAUUCUCUCGCUGCGUCACAGUCCAUGGCUCCAAUGGCUUGUUGACCAAGGACGUUGUGGGCUAUAACUCUUUGGGCCACUGCUUCUUCACGGAAGAUGGGCCAGAGGAACGCAACACUUUUGACCACUGUCUUGGCCUCCUUGUCAAGUCCGGAACCCUCCUCCCCUCAGACCGUGACAGCAAGAUGUGCAAGAUGAUCACAGAGGACUCCUAUCCGGGGUACAUCCCCAAGCCCAGGCAAGAGUGCAAUGCUGUGUCCACCUUCUGGAUGGCCAAUCCCAACAACAACCUCAUAAACUGUGCUGCUGCAGGAUCUGAGGAAACUGGAUUUUGGUUUAUUUUUCACCACGUACCAACGGGCCCCUCUGUGGGAAUGUACUCCCCAGGUUAUUCAGAGCACAUUCCACUGGGAAAAUUCUAUAACAACCGAGCACAUUCCAACUACCGGGCUGGCAUGAUCAUAGACAACGGAGUCAAAACCACUGAGGCCUCUGCCAAGGACAAGCGGCCCUUCCUCUCGAUCAUCUCUGCCAGAUAUAGCCCUCACCAGGAUGCUGACCCGCUGAAGCCUCGGGAGCCAGCCAUCAUCAAGCACUUCAUUGCCUACAAGAACCAGGACCACGGGGCCUGGCUGCGCGGUGGGGAUGUGUGGCUGGACAGCUGCCGGUUUGCUGACAAUGGCAUCGGCCUAACCCUGGCCAGUGGUGGAACUUUCCCGUAUGAUGACGGCUCCAAGCAAGAGAUAAAGAACAGCUUGUUUGUUGGCGAGAGCGGCAACGUGGGGACAGAAAUGAUGGACAAUAGGAUCUGGGGCCCCGGUGGCUUGGACCAUAGUGGAAGGACCCUCCCUAUAGGCCAGAAUUUUCCGAUUAGAGGAAUUCAGUUCUAUGAUGGCCCCAUCAACAUCCAAAACUGCACUUUCCGAAAGUUUGUGGCCCUGGAGGGCCGGCACACCAGCGCCCUGGCCUUCCGCCUGAAUAAUGCCUGGCAGAGCUGCCCCCAUAACAACGUGACCGGCAUUGCCUUUGAGGACGUUCCGAUUACUUCCAGAGUGUUCUUCGGAGAGCCUGGGCCCUGGUUCAACCAGCUGGACAUGGAUGGGGAUAAGACAUCUGUGUUCCAUGACGUCGAUGGUUCCGUGUCCGAGUACCCUGGCUCCUACCUCACGAAGGAUGACAAUUGGCUGGUCCGGCACCCAGACUGCAUCAAUGUUCCCGACUGGAGAGGGGCCAUUUGCAGUGGGCGCUAUGCACAGAUGUACAUUCAAGCCUACAAGACCAGUAACCUGCGAAUGAAGAUCAUCAAGAAUGACUUCCCCAGCCACCCUCUCUACCUGGAGGGGGCACUCACCAGGAGCACCCAUUACCAGCAGUACCAGCCGGUUGUCACCCUGCAGAAGGGCUACACCAUCCACUGGGACCAGACGGCCCCCGCCGAACUCGCCAUCUGGCUCAUCAACUUCAACAAGGGCGACUGGAUCCGAGUGGGGCUCUGCUACCCGAGAGGCACCACCUUCUCCAUCCUCUCAGAUGUUCACAAUCGCCUGUUGAAGCAAACGUCCAAGACAGGUGUCUUUGUGAGGACCUUGCAGAUGGACAAAGUGGAGCAGAGCUAUCCUGGCAGGAGCCACUACUACUGGGACGAAGACUCAGGGCUGUUGUUCCUGAAGCUGAAAGCUCAGAACGAGAGAGAGAAGUUUGCUUUCUGCUCCAUGAAAGGCUGUGAGAGGAUAAAGAUUAAAGCUCUGAUCCCAAAGAACGCAGGCGUCAGUGACUGCACAGCCACAGCCUACCCCAAGUUCACCGAGAGGGCUGUCGUGGACGUGCCAAUGCCCAAGAAGCUCCUUGGUUCUCAGCUGAAAACAAAGGACCAUUUCUUGGAGGUGAAGAUGGAGAGUUCCAAGCAGCACUUCUUCCACCUUUGGAACGACUUUGCUUACAUUGAAGUGGAUGGGAAGAAGUAUCCCAGCUCGGAGGAUGGCAUCCAGGUGGUGGUGAUUGACGGGAGCCAAGGGCGCAUGGUGAGCCACAUGAGCUUCAGGAACUCCAUUCUGCAGGGCAUACCGUGGCAGCUUUUCAACUAUGUGGCGACCAUCCCUGACAAUUCCAUAGUGCUCAUGGCAUCAAAGGGAAGAUAUGUCUCCAGAGGCCCAUGGACCAGAGUGCUGGAAAAGCUUGGGGCAGACAGGGGUCUCAAGUUGAAAGAGCAAAUGGCAUUCGUUGGCUUCAAAGGCAGCUUCCGGCCCAUCUGGGUGACUCUGGACACUGGGGAUCACAAAGCCAAAAUCUUCCAAGUUGUGCCUAUCCCUGUGGUGAAGAAGAAGAAGUUGUGAGGACAGCUGCCGCCUGGUGCCACCUCGUGGUAGACUAUGACGGUGACUCUUGGCAGCAGACCAGUGGGGGAUGGCUGGGUCCCCCCGUCCCUGCCAGCAGCUGCCUGGGAAGGCCGUGUUUCAGCCCUGAUGGGCCAAGGGAAAGAUAUCAGAGACCCUGGUGCUGCCGCCUGCCCCUACUCAAGUGUCUACCUGGAGCCCCUGGGGCGGUGCUGGCCAAUGCUGGAAACAUUCACUUUCCUGCAGCCUCCUGGGUGCUUCUCUCCUAUCUGUGCCUCUUCAGUGGGGAUUUGGGGACCAUAUCAGGAGACCUGGGUUGUGCUGACAGCAAAGAUCCACUUUGGCAGGAGCCCUGACCCAGUUAGGAGGUAGCCUGGAGGGCUGGUCAUUCACAGAUCCCCAUGGUCUUCAGCAGACAAGUGAGGGUGGUAAAUGUAGGAAAAAGAGCCUUGGCCUUAAAGAAAUCUUUACUCCGGUAAGCAAGAGCCAGCGUGACAGGAUUAGGAGCUGGGGUGGAACUGGCUACCCUUGGGGAAGAGGCAAGCCCUGCCUCUGGCCGUGUCCACCUUUCAGGAGACUUCGGGCAGCAGGCUGGGACUUGGACUAGAUGACUCUCAAAGGCCCUUUUUGUUCUGAGAUUCCAGAAGUCUGCUGCAUUUCACAUGGUACCUGGAACCCAACAGUGGAGGAAAACAUUCCUUUCCACUGAUAUCCAUGAUGCUCGGUGCCCAGGGCACACGGGAUGGAGAGGUGAGAACUAACGCCUAGCUCGAGGGGCCCGCAGUCCAAUGGGACAGGCAGUCAGGUCCAUGUGCACUGCAAUGCCAGGCAGAGAAAUCACAGAGAGGUAAAAUGGAGAACAGUGCCAUUUCAGAGGGGAGGCUCAGCAAGGCUUCUUGCUUGCAAGAAUGAAGGCUGGGGGCAUUUGCUGGGGGGAGAUGAGGCAGUCUCUGGAAUGGCUCAGGGAUUCAGCCCUCCCUGCCGCUGCCUGCUGAAGCUGGUGACUGCAGGGUCGCCCUUUGCCCAUGCCUCUCUGGCCCACUCAUGAAGUGUGGUCAGAAGGGAGCAAUGGGCUUUGCUGCUUAUGAGCACAGAGGAAUUUGGUGUCCAGGCAGCCCCACCUCUGACUCUGAGAGGGUGGAGUGAAGUCCACAGAAGUGAGUUCCUGCCUUGGGGCCUCAUUUGCUCUUCAUCCAGGGAACUGAGCACGGGGGCCUCCCAGAGACUCUAGAUGUGCUCACACUCCCUUGGUCUGGGAUUUCCGAGCUGGAAAUACAGAACAUAUCUAGUCCAAAGCCUUCAUUUUAACAGAUGGGGAAAAUGAGCCCCCAAGAUGGGAAAGAACCACAUAGCCAGGGGAGGGCCCGGGGAGCCCCACCCUAGCCCUUGCUGCCACACCACAUUGCCUCAACAACUGGCCCCUGAGUGCCCAGGCACUCCUGAAGUAGCUUCUGGAAAUGGGGACAAGUCCCCUCGAAGGAAAGGAAAUGACUAGAGUAGAAUGACAGCUAGCCACUCUCUUCCCUCCUGCUCCCAGCGCACACAAACCCGCCCUCCCCUUCGUGUUGGCGGUCCCUGUGGCCUUCACUUUGUUCACUACCUGUCAGCCCAGCCUGGGUGCACAGUAGAUGCCAACUCCCCAUUGGUGCUACCUAGCUCUCCUGUCUCUGCAGCUCUACAGGUGAGGCCCAGCAGAGGGAGUAGGGCCUGCCAUGUUUCUGGUGAGCCAUUUUGACUGACCUUGGGUGUCUGAACAGCUAUUGGGUCCACCCCAGUCCCUUUCAGCUGCUGCUUAAUGACCUGCUCUCUCCCUGGCCUACCUUAGAGAGAGCCCAAAGAGCUCCUAUAAGAGGGAGAACUCUAUCUGUGGUUUAUAAUCUCACACGAGGCACUGGGGUCUCCCUGGGUCUUGUGAUGAACUACGUUUAUCCCCUUUCCUGCCCCAACCACAAACUUUCCUUCAAAGAGGGCCUGCCUGGCUCCCUCCACCCAACUGCACCCAUGAGACUCGGUCCAAGAGUCCAUUCCCCAGGUGGGAGUCAACUGCCAGGGAGGUCUUUCCCACCAAACAUCUUUCAGCUGCUGGGAGGUGACCAUAGGGCUCUGCUUUUAAAGAUAUGGCUGCUUCAAAGGCCAGACUCACAGGAAGGACCUCUUCCAGGGAGAUUAGCGGUGAUGGAAAGGAGAGUUAAAAUGACCUCAUGUCCUUCUUGUCCACGGUUUUGUUGAGUUUUCACUCUUUUAAUGCAAGGGUCUCACACUGUGAACCACUUAGGAUGUGAUCACUUUCAGGUGGCCAGGAAUGUUGAAUGUCUUUGGCUCAGUUCAUUUAAAAAAGAUAUCUAUUUGAAAGUUCUCAGAGUUGUACAUAUGUUUCACCAUACAGGAUCUGUACCUAAAACUUUCUUUCCUAAACCAUUCACCAAGAGCCAAUAUCUAGGCAUUUUCUUGGUAGCACAAAUUUUCUUAUUGCUUAGGAAAUUGUCCUCCUUAUUAUUUCUGUGUGUAAGACUUAAGUGAGUUCGGUCUUUAAGGAAAGCAACGCUCCUCUGAAAUGCUUGUCUUUUUUCUGUUGCCGAAACAGCUGGUCCUUUUUCGGGAGUUAGAUGUAUAGAGUGUUUGUAUGUAAACAUUUCUUGUAGGCAUCACCAUGAACAAAGAUAUAUUUUCUAUUUAUUUAUUAUAUGUGCACUUCAAGAAGUCACUGUCAGAGAAAUAAAGAACUGUCUUAAAUGUCAUGAUUGGAGAUGUCCUUUGCAUUGCUUGGAAGGGGUGUACCUAGAGCCGUGGACAUUGGCUCUGGUCUGGAAAAUUUUGCUGUAUUAUAGUAAACAUACAAAGGAUGUCA